Molecule: messenger RNA, 1408 nt
Organism: Gossypium arboreum
Lineage: Eukaryota; Viridiplantae; Streptophyta; Magnoliopsida; Malvales; Malvaceae
Source: RefSeq, a predicted model, not a curated record
AUGGCUGAAGUGGCUGUGAGUUUGGUUAUGGAGAAAUUAACAAGUUUGCUCCGUAAAGAUGUAAAAUUGCUAAGAGGUAUCCAUGAAGAAGUUGAGGACAUUAAGGUUGAACUUGAGUUCAUUACAUGUUUCUUAAAAGAAGCAGAUGCAAGGGCUGUUAGAGAUCAAGAUGGUAACAGUAUUAAUGGAGUGAAAACAUGGGUGAAACUUGUAAGGGAAAUAUGGAUGACUACAUCCAUCGUCUCCAUAGCAAAUAAUAAUUUUCCAGGGAGCAGUAGUAAAUCACAAGUUCAUUCCAUCAUUGCGUUUCAAGUGGAUUUCAAGUUCUUGAAAGAAGUAGAUUUCGCAGGAGUUCCCUUGAGUUAUGUGUCCGAGGAAUUGGGGGAUUUGUUACACUUGAGAUACUCGAGUCUAAGAUAUACAAAGGUGAAAAUGCUACCAGAGUCCAUAGGUAAGUUACAUAAUCUCCAAUCUUUGGAUCUAAAACGUUCUCCUGUACACGAGCUACCAGCUCAGGGGAACAAGCUACACCUACAGUAUCUUGCAGCUUACUAUACAAGCGUGGACACACUUGAAGGGGAUGAGUUUUGCAUUGAAUUGGGAAGGUUGAAGAAACUGGGAAGUUCUAAGCUAAAACCAAAGCAUGGGGUUGCUUUCUGUACUGCCAUAGAGCAAAUGAACAAGCUUCAAUCAUUGAGCAUUAGCUCCAUAAAAGAUGAGUUCCUUCAACUGCAAUCCAUGUCUUAUCCUCCGGUUUCUCUUCGGAAGCUGUGCCUACGAGGGAGGUUAACAAAGCUGCCAGACUGGCUUUCUAAAUUGCACAACCUAGUUAGAAUUGGGUUACACUGGUCAAGAAUAUCCGAUGAUUCGCUUAAAAUCCUUGGGGUUUUGCCUAAACUAUUGAAGUUUCAACUGACAAAUGAGAUAUGAUGGAGCCCAACUGCAUUUUGAACGGGGAUAUUUUCACAGAUUCAAAGAACUAGCUCUCCGUAUAUUGAAUUGAUUGAAUAGGUUGACAAUAGAUGGAGCAUUCCCUUCUCUUGAAUGGCUAUCCAUUGGGCCCAGUCCCUACUUGGAAGAGUUGCCAUGGACCAUUUCUUGUUUGAAUAGCCUUAAGCAUUUAACAUUCCAUAACAUGCCAGUGCCACAUAGCUUUGCUCGAAGGUUGGUGCCUAAUGAAGGAACAGAUCAUUGGAAAGUUAAGCAUAUACCAAAUGCUGUCUUCUAUUACACCAAUGGAUCAAUGCAAUGUUAUGUCUACAAACUUGGCGACCCGCGCUUGUUGCAACUCCGCGAUUUGUUGUGUUUCAUGCAAGGUAUUAUCCAUUUAUAUAUAGAAAUUUGUGUUAUAGAUUGGGUAAAAAUAAAUAAAGAAUUGGUUAGAUAAUUAUUUAAUACAUAAACAAUU